CUGUGUGCCGGUGGAAUUUGCCUGAUGGCGUUAGCAGGGAGAGGGUCCAGGUCUCCCAAGCUUGUAAAUGUGCAAACCUGGAUUCAGACGGCAAAGAACAUUUUGAUUAAAAUCCAGAAAUCAUAAACGAUAUCUUCAAAAUUUUGUGGAACCAUACCGAAAAUUUGGGGAAAAAUAACCAAGAGAAAAUGACAGUUUUCAAAUUUGAUAGGGACAGAAUGGCUGUUAUUCCCUGGGGCUGUAUUUCAUCUAAUGGGAGGCAACCAAUUGGCUAUAACUGACAUUCAGGUGGCCCUGCUAUUUCCCAAGCUGAAGGCGACACUCACCUGCUUGAUUUGCGGUGCCAUGGACGUCAGCGGCUUUGUCCCCAUACUCUUAAAGAUGGCGUACCAGGCUGGAUUGUCGUACAAGACGUGCAUGUUUAGCUUUGCCGGUAUCAUACUUCUAAUGUCUUCUGUCAACACAUUCACCCUUCCACCUAGACAGGAUGACGACGGGAACAACAUCGACAUUGAUUGCUGUUUGAAGAUACGCAAAAGGCACAGCUUAACCAAAAAAUACCCCAAACCCUACCUGGAAAGUUGUAGAAAUGGCGCUGACACAUUCCAUGAAACGGAAGAAAAUGAAUCUGUCACACGUGAGCAACUCGCCCUAACAGGCCACGUCAAGCCCGAUGGGGAGCAUCAGGCAUCAAACCAGGAGCAAAACCAAUUGCAAGGAAACGUUCGAUGA
Molecule: messenger RNA, 732 nt
Organism: Lingula anatina
Lineage: Eukaryota; Metazoa; Brachiopoda; Lingulata; Lingulida; Lingulidae
Product: equilibrative nucleobase transporter 1-like
Source: RefSeq, a predicted model, not a curated record